Molecule: messenger RNA, 1097 nt
Organism: Amphiprion ocellaris (clown anemonefish)
Lineage: Eukaryota; Metazoa; Chordata; Actinopteri; Pomacentridae
Product: mucin-22-like
Exons: 4
Coding region: 162-956 (264 amino acids)
Source: RefSeq, a predicted model, not a curated record
CAGCUUAUAAAUUACAGCGCAUCCUCUGCACUCUGACAGAACCUGCGGUUGUUGACUGCCGCUCAGACCACAUCAUUCUCGAUCAUCAAAGACUCACCCGUCACAAAGAUCAGUAGCAACAGAAAUGUUCAGCAGCUGUUCAGACGGCCACCCCUCAGGGUAUGACCUCGGGCCCCAGCCGGGGGACCAGGGGCAUCAUGGUGGAGGUCAUGGCGAUAAAGACGAUCAUCAAAAGGAUGCAGGAGGGAAGAGACACAGCUCUGACCAUGACCGCAAGGACCAAGGCAGCCCUGACCGUGACCGAAGGGACCGAGGAAGCCCUGACCGUGACCGAAGGGACCGAGGGAGCCCUGACCGUGACCGAAGGGACCGAGGAAGCCCUGACCGUGACCGAAGGGACCGAGGGAGCCCUGACCGUGACCGAAGGGACCGAGGGAGCCCUGACCCUGACCGAAGGGACCGAGGGAGCCCUGACCGUGACCGAAGGGACCGAGGAAGCCCUGACCGUGACCGAAGGGACCGAGGAAGCCCUGACCGUGACCGAAGGGACCGCCGUAGCCCUGACCGUGACCGAAGGGACCGAGGAAGCCCUGACCGUGACCGAUGUGGCAGCAGGGACCGCCGUAGCCCUGACCGUGACCGAAGGGACCGAGGCAGCCCUGACCGUGAUCAUCGGCGCCGUCGUGGGAGUGGUGGUGGAAGCCCUGGUCACGAUGGUGGCAGUGGCGGCAGUGAUAGCGGCACUGGCAGUGGCAGUGGCACCGGUAGUGAGGACGAUGGCCACCCGGGAAAACAUGGCCGCAAACACAGGCACAAACAUGGCCGCAAGCAUGGCCGUGGUCAUGGCAAAAAGCAUGGCCACGGUCAUGGCCAUGGUCACGGCUGCUAGAGGAGAGGUGAACCCAGGAACCACUUUAAUGACGAAAACUGGUGUGUCAACCUGUCUUCAGCUUUGAACUUCAGCCAAAGCAGCUGAGAAGACGCUGCAGGGAAAAUAACUACCAGAAAUGAAAUAAUUAACCCACUGCACUGCAUUGGCAAUGGUGCAGAAAGUACAAAGAAAAUGGUUAAAUGAAAUAAAAUACUCUGAAGACAAA